Molecule: messenger RNA, 603 nt
Organism: Gongylonema pulchrum
Lineage: Eukaryota; Metazoa; Nematoda; Chromadorea; Rhabditida; Gongylonematidae
Source: the annotation of a GenBank genome assembly
AUGAAAGCCGAUAUCGAAGAUGGACCGGCAGCGCAGGCUCGUCGAGCAGAACGGAGGGCAUCGUUGAAGCUGUUGGAAGAGCACGCGGAAGGUAUGCGUAGUCUGGUGGAUUGGAUCUUCGGCGCCGGCGAGAAGUGGCUUCUCACUCUGCACGAGAUCGGCGAAUCCCAUGACGACGCGAAGCAACUGCUCAAGGAGCACAACGAACUGGAGGCCAAAUCCCGGGAGGUGGAGGCACAAUCGCGGGAUCUGGUGGCACUCGGGCGAGAGCUGGAGCGCGAGUUCCCGAAACAUGCAGCAGCAUUGCAGCAAAGUACCGAAAGAGUGGAGCAGGUGACACGAGCAUUUCGCGCCAGAGUGGCACGUCAGAAAGAGAUUGCGCAGCGAUCCGUCUGUUUCUACCAGAUGCUUACCGAGGUCAGGCUUUUGCUUUUCCCGGAGCCGUUUUCACGGGGCACGGAUCUGUUGCUAGAAUCGUUGUGCACCGAAGUGAAAGCGACCGAUAUUUCAAGUGCGGAAAUGGAGCGAAACGCGGUGGAAGCAAAAGUUGACGAAAUGGGUUAUUUCACAGUUAUUUCUAAAUCCUCAAUCUUAACUGUGUGA